This is a messenger RNA of Ictalurus furcatus (blue catfish), 4691 nucleotides long. It is a transcript of the gene cast, whose product is annotated as calpastatin. The coding region runs from base 369 to 3488 and encodes 1039 amino acids. Gene Ontology annotation, cellular component: cytoplasm. The record is from RefSeq and is a predicted model, not a curated record. NCBI's taxonomy places the organism in Eukaryota, Metazoa, Chordata, Actinopteri, Siluriformes, Ictaluridae. The transcript has 34 exons. Gene Ontology annotation, molecular function: calcium-dependent cysteine-type endopeptidase inhibitor activity.
AGGUAUUGUAAGGGCGAUGUGUUGUAAUGUAUGCAGUUGAGCUGUUAAGAUUUCCUCAGAAAGGUGGGUUAGGUCUGUAAACUCACACUCCCACAGUGCAGCCAGAUUCUUGCGCAACCCGACACACAGAAAGGAAUAAGGCAUGUAAAUCAUAACUACAGGGUAGAAGCAGACAACAGUGUCAGUUUGACCGGAGGGAUAGUGUAGUUGAAGAGUCAAUAAAACAAGCAUUAGGGAGUGGCACAAGUGGAAUGUGGCGGAUGAACACAAGUCUACUUCUGAUGUAAUCUGGAAAUUUAAGAGCGUGUCUGCUUUUACUUCUCCUUCUCCAUCUCCGGUGUGGGUGUGUGUGUGUGUCGGUCGGCUUCAUGGCGUAUGCUGCUUACUGGUAUCGGACUUCUCAGCCUAAACAGUCGACUUCCACCCCAUCAGUGCCGGUCUCCACUGUGAAACCUGCACAACAUGAGAAAGGGGCUGCAUCAUCAUCUGCUGCAGGUGCGGCUGCAAAGCCUGCAACCACCAGAGCCUCUGCAGCCACUACUACUGUCGGUACCCAGAGUACAUCCACUGCAUCUUCUGCAGCUGCAAGCUCAGUGACCAAUGUAGGGGCUACUACAGGAGCUAAAGUCAGUGGAGGAGUAACCACCACUACUGGAUCUUCUACAGCAACCACCACUACAGGAUCUUCUAAAGCCACGACGCAGGCCCUACCCGUGUCUUCUGCCAAGGCUCCAUCUGUUAGCGCUGGAACAACAGGUUCAAUAGGUGGAGCAGGAAAACCUCCUACAGAACUGGUUAAGCUCACAGACACUUCAAAAGUCCAGGAACCUUCUAAGGUGACCUCCACAGUAACAAAGCCAACUGCCACCACUGUUGUUUCUGGAACCACUGGCCAAAAGGAUGAUGUUAAGUCAAAAGAAGCCAAGGUGAAGUCGGAGGUUUCGGCGAAGGCCAGCACUCUGGUGUCCGCUGUAGAUCCAUUUGAUUCCUUGGCUGACAGUUUGCCAUCCGCAAAGCCUUCUGAAAGUCCUCAGUUUACUGGGCCUGAAGUCAUAGAGCCUAGCAUAACCUCAGCAGUGGCUCCCCGCUGUGGAGAGAGAGAUGACACACUGCCGCCUGGAUACAGACUAAAAGACAUGGAAAAGAAGAUGCCUAUUGGACAACCUGAGAAGCCCAAGGAAGUUUCCAAGUCCUCAACAUUGGAUGAUGCUGUGGACUCUCUCUCUGCUGGAUUUGUAUCAUCUACACCUCCCGGUGCAUCCAAACCAGAAGUGAAACAUGAAACUGUGGUUGCUGCCGAUACCCGCAAAAACUACGCCCCUGCUCCACCUGCUCAGAAAAAACAAGAUGUUUCUGUGCCUGCAAGUCUGUCUCCUGCUCCUCCUGCAGACAAGAAACCAAAGACAGAGAAAAACACUAAAGAUGCCGUGACUGCAGCUGCUCAGGAUGUCAAGCCAAAGACUGAGAAGGAAAAAAAGGUUUCUGCAGAUAAGCCGAAGCAAGACCCCAAGGCAGAUCCCAUGUCUCUGGAAGCUCUUGACGCUCUAGGUGACACAUUACCUGAAGCAAAACCAGUUCCCGAGCCCCCAAAACUCAGACCUGAUCAAAUUGUUGAUGAGAAGAAGCUGAAGUCAGAGAAAGGUGUUCGUGUGGGCGAGAGAGACGACACACUGCCACCUGAGUACAGGUUCAAGGAAGACAAGGACAAGAAGCCGUUGCCUCCUCCACCAAAAGAGCCCUCCAUGGAUACGACUGAGGCACUGGAUAUUCUGUCUGGAGAUUUCACUGACGCCACUGUAGCUCCUGCUGUCCAGCUGGGAGCAGUGUCUCAUUCUACCAAUAACGUAUUCUGUUUUUCUUGGUUCUUGCAGCCCAAAGUGGAGGAUCUUUCAGCUCUUGAUGCUCUGGCAGGCGAUUUUGUGGCUCCUGUCCAAGCCAAAAAGGUCUGUUCUGGAGUACCUCCUGUCCCAAAACCAGCUACUAAAAGCACUCCACCCACCUCUGGACAGGCAGAUCCUAUGUCUCUGGACGCUCUUGACGCGCUAGGUGACACAUUACCUGAAGCAAAACCAGUUCCUGAGCCCCCAAAACUCAGACCUGAGCAAAUUGUUGAUGAGGCAAAGCUAAAAUCAGAGAAAGGUGUGUUUGUGGGUGAGAGAGACGACUCACUCCCUCCAGAUUACAGAUUCCCUAAGGAAGACCUCAAAUCACAGCCUCCACCCCCCAAAAAAGAGCCCUCACUGGACCCGGCUGAUGCUCUGGAUAUCCUUUCUGGAGAAUUCACCAGCACGUCAGCAGCACCCGUAGUCCAGACCUCUGUUUGUCCCUCGGCUCCCCCAGCAUACAGCUCAGAAGACUUUGCUCUUGACGAACUUGCCGGUGAUUUCGUGGCUCCCACAAGCGCAUCUAAAGUCUGUUCUGCUGCUUCAGCUCCCACUACAACUGACACACAGGCAGAUCCCAUGUCUCUGGAUGCUCUUGACGCACUGGGAGGCAUGUUACCUGACGCGGAACCAGUUCCCGAGUCCCCAAAACUCAGACCCGAGGAAAUUGUUGAUGAGGCUAAGCUAAAAUCAGAGAAAGGCGUGUUUGUGGGUGAGAGAGAAGACUCACUCCCUCCAGAUUACAGAUUCCCUAAGGACGACCCCAAAGUGAAGCCUCCACCCCCAAAGAAAGAGCCGUCCAUGGAUCCGACUGAAGCUCUGGAUAUCCUUUCUGGAGAUUUCACCAGCUCAUCGGCGGCACCUGUAGUCCAGACCCCUGUUUGUCCUUCAGCUCCCCCAGCAGACAGCUCAGCAGACUUUGCUCUUGAGGAACUUGCCGGUGAUUUCGUGGCUCCCACGAGAGCAUCUAAAGUCUCCUCUGCUGCUUCAGUUCCCCCUACAACAGAAAGACAGCUGUCAGAAGGUACCACGUCAGCCAUGGACGCUCUCUCGGACACUCUCAAUGACAUUCGUCCAGCGCCUGAGCCAGAACCAGUGCCUCCUAAACACGUCGUUAAGGAGAAAGAGGUGGUGGAGGAGAGGGUGUCUAAGCCUGGUGAGAGAGACGACUCGCUUCCUCCUGAGUAUCGCCCCACAGAGGCGGAUAUCAAGGCUGCAGCAGAAGCCAAAGCCAAAGCAGCGACUGCACCUAAGCAGCCCUCAUUCGAUGACUCCAAAGCCCUUGACAUUCUGUCCGGUGACUUUGUUUCUGAAGGGUCUGUGACUAAACCUGCAGCUCAGUGUCAGGCUCCUCCUGCAAAGACAUCCUCCUCCAGCCAGCAGGAGUCAGGGCCAGUAUUGGACAAACUGGCAGGUACACUGCUACCAGCAGAUUUCCCUGACACCAAACAACGCGACAGCAAACCAAAGGGUAAAGGUAGAAAGUCAAAAUCUGCACCAAAGAAACCUGCAGUGGCCGAUGUCCCAGCCGCGGAACCCCUCCCCGCCAAGCCGACCACAGACGUAGUGUCCUCGUCCCCUACAAAGAAAGGCAGGAAGAGCUAGAUCUCGCACACCAGCUGCUGCCAACACAAAGCGAUAAACAGAUGGCAAUCCAAGAAGCUGCUUCAGUGAAUACAUACAUAUUAUGUGUUGUAAUGGUAGAAAGGUGUACAGAACUUUAAAUGGAAAAAAAAACCAAACACAUCCAACCCAGAUGCUUUUAAAACACCAGCACAAAUUGUUCCAUAUGUAAAAAUCCGAGCGCUGAUCUCUGAUGUUUCGAGCACGUGCGUUAUUAUGACUACUCCUAGAUCAGCAUAAAUACCCAUACGUACAUGAGCACAUGCAGAAGCAUUAAUAAAAAGAAGGGUAAUUAUUUUCCAUUUGGAACCAUGCCUUAGUCACCAUUAUACUUCAACAUCUCUUUAAGAAAUUGAAUAGGAAUUCUAAUAGUAAUGCAUGAUUUUUAUUAUUAUUUUUUUUUUUAUUUGGGGAAUUUCUUUAUAUUAAUAAGUGUUAUAUUGCCACUCACUUAUAGACACUAGUGUACAGCACUUCCACUUUGGUUUACUUCAUCUAGUUUACAGUAUAGAGUUGUGUUAAAGGAGUGUAGAGUAUGGAUAAUGGAUGAUGCCUGUUGUACUUCUAUAUAAUUUUGAAUGAUAUUUGUGCAAAAAAAAAGGGCUUUCCUGUGUACGUGUCUUUUAGUAGGGCUGUCUUGUUUUGUUAUUUUUAUUUUUAUAUAUAGUUUUGGUUUUUUGCAAAAUGAAGUGCUCUGCUAGAAGCAGCCCAUAGAAACGCAGGAGGUCUGAACGCGAUUACUGGCAAGGCUUACCAGACAAAUGAGCUUCCUUUAAGCACCAGUGAAGCUGUUAUGUGGUUAGUGUAUGAUUCAUAUGUAACACCACCUGAACUUGUCCUGUAGAUGCGCUAUUGGCGUGUUGAUCACAGCUUGAGUAGGAUGUGGCAGACCAAGUAUGAAUCUUUUUGUUUCAUUUUCAUCUUGGUCGAACACCAGCACUAGUGUGUGUGUGUGUUCUAGACACUUUAUUUUGCAUACAGCUUUAGUCAGGAUAAGUCUUCCAUAAACAUGCUACAUUGUUUUAAUCCUUUUAGUUUUGUUUCACUUUAUCUUCCUGUCGAGGUGAUAUCAAUUACAAUACUGUGCCUUUCUGCUGAAGUGCAAUCUCAUAUUAACCCAGGGACAGAGAUAUGGAGGAGGGUUUUUUUUUUCUGGUUAAAUAAAAAAGAGAUUUAAAAUUGUCA